Molecule: messenger RNA, 1183 nt
Organism: Impatiens glandulifera
Lineage: Eukaryota; Viridiplantae; Streptophyta; Magnoliopsida; Ericales; Balsaminaceae
Product: phosphatidylglycerophosphate phosphatase 1, chloroplastic/mitochondrial
Exons: 5
Coding region: 7-1032 (341 amino acids)
Molecular function (GO): phosphatidylglycerophosphatase activity
Source: RefSeq, a predicted model, not a curated record
UAGGCUAUGUCCAAGUCCAACCUAAGAAACACACUUAUGGCAAUUCAGCCGUUAAGCUUCCCCAUUCCUAAAUACCUUCAUCUACAAGACCAUAAUCGCCGUCUCUCUCACAGUCUCAUCAAAAGACCUAACUCCAUUACUUCACCUUCAAAUACCUGGACCUGCUUUUCCCUAACCGACAUUCACAGGAAAGAGCUAGUAUCUAAAAGGAAGAACGAUUCAUACCCAUCUCAGAAAACUGCGAUUCUUGAAGACCUACACUCGUCAAGCAACGACAAGAGGAUACGAAAUCAGUCGGACAAAGAAGGAAGAGAGAAAAAGGUUAAGAAGGUUAAGCACAUUUUCUCAAACAUGUGGUGGGCAGACGUUAAAGCUGCGUUGGGUCAGAGGAUAAACGUUGAAGGUAUUCUCUCUUCUAUUGCUGUUGUUGCUAGAGAUCGUCAUUUAGCUUUGCCGCAUGUAUCUGUUGCCGAUAUAAGGUAUAUCAAUUGGGAACAACUUCGAAAGGCUGGGUUUAGAGGGGUUGUGUUUGAUAAAGAUAAUACUCUCACAAUCCCUUAUUCUUUGACUCUAUGGGAUCCUCUUAGACCUUCUUUAGAUCAUUGUAGAUCUGUGUUUGGAAACAGUGUUGCAGUCUUCAGCAAUUCUGCUGGACUCAUUGAAUACGACCAUGAUGACAGGAGAGCUAGGGCGCUUGAACGAACUAUUGGUCUUAAAGUAUUAAGGCAUAAGGUAAAGAAACCAGCUGGAACAGCUGAGGAAAUUGAGAACCAUUUUGGAUGUGAAGCAAGUAAACUUGUCAUGGUGGGUGAUAGGCCGUUCACAGAUGUUGUGUUUGGGAAUCGGAAUGGUUUCUUGACUAUUUUGACGGAGCCAUUGAACUCUGUAGAGGAGCCUUUCACAGUUAAACUGGUGAGGAAACUAGAGCGAGCUCUGGUUAAGAUAUGUUCAAAACGAGGGUUAAAAGCACCAACUCACAGGCUUAUUCGAGAUGACGAUUUGAAAUGUGUAAAAGAUCCACCAGGAAUGUAAGAAAAAUCUUGAUUAGAAUGAGAUGAUUUAUGUAUUUUUGUUGUAGUUAUUCCCAAUUGUUUGAACAUUUUUUCUGUAAAAAGAUUUGUUGACUAGAUAGCAUCUAGAACAAGUUUAGUAUGGAUUGUGAAUCAAUACCAUAUUUAUAAUU